Molecule: messenger RNA, 603 nt
Organism: Talaromyces stipitatus ATCC 10500
Lineage: Eukaryota; Fungi; Ascomycota; Eurotiomycetes; Eurotiales; Trichocomaceae
Product: prolyl 4-hydroxylase alpha subunit, putative
Exons: 2
Coding region: 1-603 (200 amino acids)
Biological process (GO): peptidyl-proline hydroxylation to 4-hydroxy-L-proline
Cellular component (GO): endoplasmic reticulum
Molecular function (GO): L-ascorbic acid binding; procollagen-proline 4-dioxygenase activity; iron ion binding
Source: RefSeq, a predicted model, not a curated record
AUGGGAGGUGAAAUAUCUGCUUCAUUUGGCCACUACCUCAGGGAAACCCAAGGAAACUUUGUCUACUCUGAAGACAAACAUCCGGACCAAAAGGCUCAGAAGUCACGUCGUACCGCAAGCUCUACUAUGCUUUCAGACGAGGACCCGGUGGUACAAUGUAUUGCCGGGCGUGCUACAAAAUUCGUGGGAUUUAUGGACCAUGACGGGGUCGAGUCAUUCCAGCUUGUCAAAUAUCAGGAGAAUGAGCGGCAUGAUCCUCAUCAUGACUGGUUUUUCGAGCCUAGAAAGAAACCAUCUGGCCAGACUUGUAAUCGAGUUGCGAGCUUUUUUCUCUAUUUAGGCGAGAACCCUAUCGGAGGAGAAACAUGCUUUCACCAUCUAUAUCCUGCCCCUGUCGACGCCGACCCGAGCAAGUUCAGUAACAUCAACAGUGAUGAUGGGCUGGGGUUCGCUGUAAAGCCGAUUACAGGUAACGCGAUGUUUUGGAUGAAUCUGCACGCGAACAACACAGGGGAUGUACGAACCAUACAUUCUGCAUUGCCCAUCAGAGCGGGAGUGAAAUAUGGAAUCAAUAUUCUGCUGAAGCGUUGCUAUGGGAUUUAA